ACGUCAGUAGGUGGCGAGGUCGAGCCUUCACUAUAGCCAUGAGCAGGCGACGCGCUCGGUGGGUUAAGAGAUUGGGGACGAGCUCCGCGGGAUGGGGCUGUCGCGUCGUCUGACGGGUUGGGCGUGGUGUGCUUGCUUAGUAGCUCAAGCUGCGCGUGCAGGUGGGCGUCUGUGGAGAGCCUGUGUUAGUGGUGGUAUUCGCAGAAGGCGAGGGCGAAGCGCUCUGCAUCUUCAAGCUCCGGUUCUGACUCAGCAUGAAGUGGACGGGAGAAUUGAUGACUACAGGCACCCGGCCACGACUUAUAAAGAGGGCCCGGACGAGUGACUGGAUGAGACGGGGGACCGAUGCGGCAGCU
Colletotrichum navitas is the source of this 356-nucleotide messenger RNA. RefSeq lists its product as uncharacterized. The transcript is spliced from 2 exons. NCBI's taxonomy places the organism in Eukaryota, Fungi, Ascomycota, Sordariomycetes, Glomerellales, Glomerellaceae. Bases 92 to 325 code for a protein of 77 amino acids. The record is from RefSeq and is a predicted model, not a curated record.